UAUUUCUUUAACUGGUUAGGUAUGAUCCAGGCACUUGGAGGGUUCUUCACAUACUUUGUAAUUCUUGCUGAGAAUGGUUUUCUUCCAAUUGACCUUCUUGGAAUUAGAGUAGAUUGGGAUGACAGAUACUCUAAUGACCUUGAAGAUAGUUAUGGCCAGCAGUGGACCUAUGAGCAAAGAAAGAUUGUGGAAUUCACAUGUCACACAGCCUUCUUUGCUAGUAUUGUAGUUGUACAGUGGGCAGAUUUGAUCAUCUGCAAAACAAGAAGAAACUCUGUGUUCCAGCAGGGAAUGAAAAAUAAAAUUCUUAUAUUUGGCUUGUUUGAAGAAACAGCAUUGGCUGCCUUCCUUUCAUACUGCCCUGGAAUGGAUGUUGCUUUAAGAAUGUACCCCUUGAAGCCCACAUGGUGGUUCUGUGCAUUCCCAUAUUCUCUGCUUAUCUUCAUAUAUGAUGAAAUCCGAAAGCUCAUUAUUAGACGAGCCCAGGAGGGAUAUUGCAGUCGGACAAUGGUUAGUUUUUCAGCCUCAUGA
Molecule: messenger RNA, 531 nt
Organism: Polypterus senegalus (gray bichir)
Lineage: Eukaryota; Metazoa; Chordata; Cladistia; Polypteriformes; Polypteridae
Product: sodium/potassium-transporting ATPase subunit alpha-1-like
Exons: 5
Coding region: 22-531 (169 amino acids)
Biological process (GO): intracellular sodium ion homeostasis; sodium ion export across plasma membrane; potassium ion import across plasma membrane
Molecular function (GO): P-type sodium:potassium-exchanging transporter activity
Source: RefSeq, a predicted model, not a curated record